AUGAUCAAACUCCUAUACCUGCUUGUGUUCUACUUUGGCGCUCUCGCGACGGCUUGGUCCAUAGAGAGUGGCUCUUUGCGAACACAGGGUCUUCAGAGUCCCAUUAGCAUCAACGUCAUAAAGCCUCGUCUAUCCUGGCGUCUGACAUCCCAAAAGCGGAAUGAUAGCCAGAUUGCCUAUCAGAUACAAGCAGCCUCUACGGCAUCGAGCUUCCACAGUUUACUGUGGGACACGGGGAAAAUAUACAGUUCAAACAUCUCGGCGCUCUAUGCUGGGAAGAAACUCGAGUCUCGGUCUCUUGUGUACUGGAGAGUCCGCGCCUGGAAUAGCCAGGAACAAAUGUCAUCAUGGAGCGAGCCAUCGAUGUUUGAAAUCGGACUUCUACAUUCAUCUGACUGGAGUGCUCAGUGGAUCACCAACGAUUUGUUCGAGCUGGGAACGAACUCCCUACCUAUAUUUGUACGGGAGUUCCAGGUAGAGUGCCAGACCACGAAAGCGCGGUUGUACGCCCUGGGUCUGGGCAUGCAAUCGAUUUCAUUAAAUGGCGAACCGGUCACCGACGAGGUUCUAGCUCCAGGGUACUCUAACUUCAACAAGACGCUGCUCUACACCACAUACGACAUCACACAGGCAUUGAAGAAAGGCAGUAACUUUAUCAGAGUGGAACUUGGCCGCGGCGAAUGGGAUACUCAGUCUGCUCUGGGCGGCCGCUAUAUGAAAUACACCGCUGCAGCAAAGCCGCUUAUUUUGCUUGCGCAACUCGAGUAUACCUGCAGCAAUGGUACAAUAAAGGUCGUUGCCUCUGAUGACACCUGGGUAACUUCCGUUAGUGGGCCGACAUUAGAGUCCGCAUGGUAUGGAGGAGAGGAAUACGAUGCACGCAUGGAGAUCAGUGAUGCAUCCGCCUCGUACGGAAAUUCCAGUGACUGGGUCACUGCCAAUAUCACCACAGGCCCAUCGGGGAACUUAACUGGACCUCUGUAUCCUGCGUUGAAAAUCGUCGAUACAAUCAAUGCUGUGAGCGUGUCAGGUCCUUAUGCGGGACAGUACGUGAUCGAUUUCGGCACCAACUUUGCCGGAUGGUACUCUUUGGUGAUAAACGAAACAGCUGGAACGAGAGUAACAAUGUGGCCCGCCGAACGAUUGUUAGCAGACGGAGCUAUCGACCAAUCAACGACAGGAAGACCAAUAUACGAUGCCUUCACGUCAGCUGGUGUGAGUCAAGUGUACAGUCCCAAAUUCAUGUAUCAUGGAUUUAGGUAUCUCGGAGUGAACUUGACAUCAGCGCCUCGGAGCUCAGAUGCGGUAGGGCUGGUGAUACGUACAGAUUCGGAGUCUGUCGGCGAUAUUUCGACAAGCGACUCAAUGCUCAAUAGCAUCCAUCGGAUCAUCAAUAGAGCAAUUCAGAGUAAUCUCUACAGCGUCAUGACGGACUGCCCUCAUCGAGAGAAACUGGGCUGGUUAGAGCAAACACAUCUUGUUUUUGAGCCAGUCAACAUGAACUAUGACAUCCAAGCCUUUGGUAGGGGAGUUGUGCAAACUUUGGUAGACUCUCAGACCACCGACGGGUUAAUUCCCGAUAUCGCUCCCGAGUUUGUUGUGUUCGAGGGCGGUUAUCGGGACGAUCCAAAUUGGGGUAAUGCCAUAGUCUUGCUCCCCCUGAUGCUAUACCAGAUGUAUGGGGACUUAGACUUGCUGGAGGAAUUAUAUGACGCCAUGCAGAAGUAUGUGGACUUUCUGUCUGCUAAGACCUCGACGGGCAUAUUAGACUAUGGGCUGGGAGACUGGGUUGCAUUCGACACCACAACUCCACUGGGUAUCACCGCGACAUUUGGCUAUGUGCAAGCAUUGCAAGGCAUACAGGAAAUCUCGAAAGCUCUCGGCAAAAAUACUGAUGCCACGACUUAUGCGGAGACAAUUGCCAACGUUCUCAAGGCUUUCCAAUCGACAUUUGCUACCACCAUCAACGGAACAUAUGCUUACGGCUCAGGAUCUCAAGCAAGCAAUGCCAUGGCACUCGAUUUGGGCGUGGUUCCGACUGAAUAUGUGGCAACGGUCACUCAACAGAUUGUUGAAGCAAUCAAGAACAAUGGCAGCCAUCUUAGCGUGGGUGAAAUUGCUCUGCCAUCCCUGUUUCGGGUCUUGCAGGCGCAAGGGGAAAGCGACAUAAUUUACGAUAUGGUCACAGUGCCUAGUUCCCCCAGCUAUGCCUAUCAAGUUUUGCAUGGUGCUACAUCCUUGACGGAACGAUGGGAUGGGCCAACCGCAUCAUGUUCUGGCUGUAACAGCCUAAAUCAUUUCAUGCUUGGAUACGCAGACCAGUGGCUAAGCCAACUAAGCGGUCUCUCACAGGCCGAAGAUUCGAUUGCUUGGAAUGCCAUUGACUUCUCUCCCAUCUUCAUUUCCAACAUGACAAGCGCUAGCAGCAUUUACCGUAGCAUUCGUGGCUUGGUUUCCGCAACCUGGUCGCUCUCCUCCACUGCCCUCCAUUACAAUCUCACUGUGCCGAUCGGCGCUACCGGAAACGUCACUCUGGAUACUCAUCAACUCGGCUUCACACGGCUUAAGGAGAGUGGUGUCGCACUGACAUCCAGGUCUCAUGGAAAUGGUAUCCUCUCGGUGAACAUGAACAAUACUACGAUCACGGUCAAGGUCGGUUCUGGGAAGUACUUUUUCGUCGCAAAUUGA
Molecule: messenger RNA, 2688 nt
Organism: Penicillium odoratum
Lineage: Eukaryota; Fungi; Ascomycota; Eurotiomycetes; Eurotiales; Aspergillaceae
Product: Alpha-L-rhamnosidase
Exons: 1
Coding region: 1-2688 (895 amino acids)
Biological process (GO): carbohydrate metabolic process
Source: RefSeq, a predicted model, not a curated record